UUCCCAGUGAAAUUUGGUUAUUUCUCCAUGUAACCAAACGUAAUAUGCAUUUAGGAAGUUUACAGGCCUAGAUCUACAUCUUUAAAUUCUUAUCAUUAAGACAUUUUGCUUCUUGUUUUGCAUUUAAUUCUGGUUGUUUUGUUGUCAAGAAUAGGAUACAACGCUGAUUUGUCAAGUAAAAUAGAUUUUGAAACAUAUGUAGCGGCGUACAUGGAGUGUUACCCACAGCCCGACAUGGCAGACGAAGAGGUUGUGCAGCAAAUGGAAGCUCAAGAAACUCACCCUGUUGCAACAGGGAUUUCUACAGUACAUGAGGAAACGCCACUACAAAAAUACUGGAAAGCUGUGAGGGACAAUCCUUCAGAUUUUACUGGGUGGACAUAUCUGCUGCAGUAUGUAGAGCAAGAGGGAAAACUUGAAGAAGUCCGUGAGGCAUAUGACGCUUUCUUUGGCUGUUACCCAUACUGUUAUGGAUACUGGAAAAAAUAUGCAGACCAAGAAAAAAAGCGUAAAAACCUGGAUAAAGCAGAAGAGGUGUAUGAACGAGGACUUCAAGCCAUCCCCCUGAGUGCAGAUUUGUGGCUAAAUUAUAUAAGCUUCAUUAAAAGUAAAUAUGCAGAUGCAACAGAUCUGGAACAGAGAGUUCGGAGAAUAUUUGAGAAGGCAAUCACAGCUGCUGGGACUGACUUCAGAUCUGAUAAACUUUGGGAUGCAUUUAUCUCCUGGGAGAAAGAAGCCAAUAACUGGCAGAGAGUGCUGACAUUGUAUGACCGUCUCAUUGCAAUACCAACUCAACUAUACAGCCAUCACUUUGAUAAUCUAAAGAACUUUGUAUCAGAAGUGAAACCAAAAGAGAUUCUUAGUUUAGAUGAGUUCUUGAAGUUAAGACAAGAAGUAGUUGCAGAGCUUGGGCAGACUACUACUAAUGAAGACUUGGGAGAGGAUGGAGCCCCAGGGAUGGAGGAUGAUGCACCCCCUGGGUUAGAUGAUGCACCCCCUGGAAUGGAGGAUGAGACCUUUAAAUCAGAAUCUUCACAUACAAAAGAAAGCAAGUCUGAUAAAGACAAAAAUUGUGUUCACUUGGAAAAUCCCGACUUUCACUUUGUUUUUGUAAAGCAUGAUGAUCCAGAGACCAAGCUGCUAAGAGAUAAAAUCAUUAGUGCUAGAGAAGCCAUUUACAGAAUCACAGAAGAGGAAGUUAGUAAAAGAUGGAAUUUUGAAGAAGGAAUUCGCAGGCCAUAUUUUCAUGUGAAGCCAUUAGAGAGAUCCCAACUCAAGAACUGGAAGGAAUACCUUGACUUUGAGUUGGAACAUGGUACACACCAAAGAAUAGUGGUGUUAUUUGAAAGAUGUAUAAUUGCCUGUGCUCUGUAUGAAGAGUUUUGGUUAAAGUAUGCUAAAUACCUGGAAAAUCACAGUGUGGAGGCAGCACGGAAGAUGUUUAAGAGGGCAUGCUGCAUUCAUUUGCCAAAGAAACCGAGUAUUCAUUUGACUUGGGCAGCCUUUGAGGAAAGGCAUGGUAAUUAUGAAAGUGCCCUUGAAAUCUUGCGUAACAUAGAGAAGAGAGUCCCAGGACUGGUGAUGGUUCCUCUGAGGAGAAUUGGUCUAGAACGGCGUCAUGGCAACCAUCAUCAAGUACACGAGUUAUAUCAGGCUUAUUUAGAUACUGCCACAUCACCAGAAGAACAUUCAUUCCUCUCCUUGAAAUUCUCUAGACAUCUUUUGAAGGUUAAUAAUGACAGAGAAAAAGCCAAAGAGGUUCUUUUAAAUGCAUUAAAAAAGGACCCUAAUAACAGCAAGCUUCACCUACAGUUACUAGAUCUGGAGUACCAAACCAGUCCCCUUGUAGAAGACGGCAUACUAGGCAUUCUCAACAAUGUUUUAUCCACUGAAAUGACAAUAGAAGAAAAACUCAAGUUCUCUCAGAGAAAGUUAGAAUUCCUAGAAGACUUUGGAUCUUCCAUAGAAAAGCUUGUGGAAGCUUAUGAUGAUCACCAGAAGCUGCUAAAAGAUGUUGCCAAUGAAAAAAAGAGAAAAGCAUCUGAAUCUUUAGGUGAGGACCCUAAUGCAGAGAAAAAAGCCAGGCAGGACAGUCACAAUGGUCACAGUAAAGAGGGCGCUGGAGACACCACAACAGCAGCCAUGACAGAUCAUUCCAGUUAUUAUGCAAACUCCUGGGCUGGAUACCAUCCUGGUUACAACUAUGGUGCUUGGAGCUACUCAAAUCCCUACUAUCCUCAAACAUAAUGAUGACUUUGUAGCAGCAGAUGAAACUGUUCCCAGCCAUUCUUUCUCAGGUCACAACUGACUGGAUAAAGGAUCUUUAAACUGGAAUUCAUGUCUUGUACAACUUUAACAUGAUUCAUUAGACAGAAAGAGAGGGUGUCCAUGGUGAUUCCUUUUCACAUGCCAUAAUCAACACAUUACCAGCUUGAGACGGACAAAGCCAUAUUUAUUCUACUGAAAAACACCUCUUGGAAGACUGAAUAAAAUGUCACUUGUCCUGGCAUUAAUUAAUAUUCCUCAUAUUUUUGAGAAUGCUGUAAUGAAUCUAAUCCUGUUUUGACUUACGAUGUACAUGAUGUACAUCGUGCAGUUAAGAUAUUAUUGUUUCACAAGUAAUAAAGAGAAUUAAUUCUUAAUCUUUGGGCUGUCAGUAGGUAUGAAAAAAAGAAGAAUCCUCAUUUCCUUACUGCACUCAACAAUACAGUGUCUUCGGAGAGAAAAAAGUAAUAUGGCUUCCUUUUUAUCUGUAACAUAGCAUACAUACAGGGAAAUUGACUAUUGAAAGCAGAUCUUUAUACAAAAGACUACUGCUGAUAUACAUUUUCAACAUCCGAAUUGUGCAAGUUCUGUAGUAAAUUGUGCAGUUUGUGUAAAUAUUUGAAAUAGUUUUCAAAUCAUUUUUGAAAUGCUCAAUUGCUGUAUUCAUAUAUUUUUGUAAUAUUGAUGCAAAUUUAUUCCAAGAACCACUGGUGUUGCAAUACCUAUUAACAGAUUUAUGAGGGAAUAUCAGAAAAUAAAUAUGCUC
Molecule: messenger RNA, 3031 nt
Organism: Lingula anatina
Lineage: Eukaryota; Metazoa; Brachiopoda; Lingulata; Lingulida; Lingulidae
Product: pre-mRNA-processing factor 39
Biological process (GO): RNA processing; mRNA 5'-splice site recognition
Cellular component (GO): commitment complex; U2-type prespliceosome; U1 snRNP
Molecular function (GO): pre-mRNA 5'-splice site binding; protein binding
Source: RefSeq, a predicted model, not a curated record